Nematolebias whitei (Rio pearlfish) is the source of this 942-nucleotide messenger RNA. It is a transcript of the gene smyd3, whose product is annotated as SET and MYND domain containing 3. The coding region runs from base 1 to 864 and encodes 287 amino acids. Lineage: Eukaryota; Metazoa; Chordata; Actinopteri; Cyprinodontiformes; Rivulidae. The transcript is spliced from 8 exons. The record is from RefSeq and is a predicted model, not a curated record. Gene Ontology annotation, cellular component: nucleus. Gene Ontology annotation, molecular function: protein binding.
AUGUACCUCACCUCUCACCCAGUGACUGGAGAUAAGCACCAGCCCAUCACAAACCUUGACAGGAACAAGCAUGUGACAUGUAAUUGUUUCACCAUCAGUGACGGGGAACUGCAGGAGAUUGGAGUUGGACUGUAUCCAAGUUUAUCUCUAUUAAACCAUGACUGUAGGCCAAACUGUGUGAUGGUGUUUGAGGGGACAAAAAUACAGCUCAGAGCUGUGCAGGAUGUCAACCCUGGAGACGAGCUGACUAUAAGUUACACCGAGACGUUGUCUCUGACUGAAGAUCGACAGAAGCAGCUGGACGACCAGUACCAUUUCAUCUGCCACUGUCAGCGAUGUGAGUCUCCAGAAAAGGAUGGACUCAUGCUGUCAGGAGAAAAAACUAAAUGGAUCCCACUGAAGGAGGCUCUGUCGAGACUGGAAGGACUGAAAACAGAGUCCAGAAUCCUUUAUCUUUAUAGGGCCAAUUGGCAAGCGCUGUUAGAGAGCUGCAGCCAUCUGUUGUCAGCUGUUGGUGAACUUCCUGAUGAGAAUCUGUACAAGCUCAGGAUUACAGACAUGGCUUUAGAUGCCUCCGUUCACCUGGGGCUCUGGGAGGAGGCUCUGAGAUACGGCAUGAAGACACUUCCAGCUUACAGACUGCACUUCCCUGAUCCACAUCCUGUUCAUGGAGUUCAGCUGAUGAGAGUCGGAAAGCUGCAGCAUCACCUGGAGAACACCGAGGACGCUUUGGACACAUUCAAACAGGCCUUUAAAAUCCUGAAGCUCACUCACGGUGAAGAUCACCCCCUGAGCCUCGAGCUGCAGAUGAAGAUGGAGGAGUGUCGUUGUGAGAUGGAUCACCAAGUGUUGGGCAAACAUUAAGAAAGACAUCAAGCUCCUGAACAAAGAGGAUACAUAUAUGUAUGUGCCAGAUGAUGGCAGUAUAAGACUGUUUGAACU